CGCCACCUUUCGGUGACUUUUUGUCAUUUCUCGUAGGGACGAUAGAGUCACAUGUGAUUGCUUCGCGUAUAAGACUAACGUAAACAAAAUGUCGAAAACUGUGAGAGGGUUAAAAUCUGCCAAAAAAUUAGUUCAAAAAGUGAUUCAUACAACGCCAAUGAAAACAUAUAUUCCUGCAGGAAUGGCUUCACCUAAUCCUCCGCUAGGACCGAGUUUAGGACAGCGAGGUCUUAAUAUUGCACAGUUUUGUAAGGAAUUUAAUGAAAAAACUCAACAUAUUAAAGAAGGAAUUCCACUUCCUUGUAAAAUUUCUGUAAAUCCUGAUAGAAGUUACAAUUUAGAAUAUAUUAAUCCACCCAUAAGCUACUUUUUAAAGCAAGCAGCUGGAAUAGAAAGAGGUGCUAUGCAACCUACUAAGGAGACCAUAGGCAAAGUAACUGUGAAGCACGUGUAUGAAAUAGCAAAAAUUAAAAGCAAAGAUUCUAUCUACGAUUGUGUGCCAUUGGAAAAGAUUUGCAAGGACGUUAUUAGAAGCGCACAUACGAUUGGAAUUCAAGUAGUUCAUCAUUUAGACCCCAAAGAAUAUGGUGAAUUCUUAAAAGAAAAACAAGAAUUUGUGGCAGAACAGUUACGCGAAAUAGAAGAAAAGAGGCAAGCAAAAUUACUUAGAACUGCGUAAUUAUCUUCUAUAAUUACACUAUUGCAAUUAAUAUAAAUGUAGUAAAUUUGGUUAUAGUAAAAUGCAAACUUUAAAAUAAGUUG
Molecule: messenger RNA, 762 nt
Organism: Centruroides sculpturatus (bark scorpion)
Lineage: Eukaryota; Metazoa; Arthropoda; Arachnida; Scorpiones; Buthidae
Gene: mRpL11
Product: 39S ribosomal protein L11, mitochondrial-like
Exons: 4
Coding region: 89-679 (196 amino acids)
Biological process (GO): translation
Cellular component (GO): ribosome; mitochondrial large ribosomal subunit
Molecular function (GO): large ribosomal subunit rRNA binding; structural constituent of ribosome
Source: RefSeq, a predicted model, not a curated record